AUGCCCUCCGUUCCUUCGAGGCGUCCCCGACACGUCACUUGGAAUGUCAACGGGAUCCGUAACCCGUUCAAGUAUGCGCCAUGGAACAACGACAAAACCCUCCAGGCCAUGUUCGACCGGCUCGACGCCGACAUUGUCUGCUUCCAAGAGGUCAAGACGCCGAAACCGAGUCUGACCGACGACCUCGUCUUCAUCCCCGGCUGGGAUUCCUUUUACAGCUUUCCCCACAGCCAGACGGGAUACUCGGGCGUGUCGGUCUACACACGCGACAGCUGCUGUGUGCCCACGCGCGUCGAAGAGGGCGUCACGGGCGUUUUGCGAGCACCGGGCACGACGACACGUUACAUCGACCGGCCGGCCGACCGGCAGAUCGGCGGCUACCCGACCGAACGCCAGCUGCAGUCGGCUGCCGUGGCACGUGACCUGAUCGAUGCCGAGGGCCGCUGCCUCGUGCUCGACUUUCCGCUCUUCGUGCUCAUCAACGUCUACUGUCCGGCGCGCCGCAACGAUGACCGCACCGACUUCCGCGACGCCUUUCUGCUCGCUCUCGAUGCCCGCGUGCGCAACCUCGUCGCUGCCGGUCGCCACGUCGUCCUCUGCGGCGACAUGAACACUAUGCGCCAUCACCUCGACACCGCGGCCGUCUGGGGUCACCAUGGCCAGGUCUUGCCGGCCGAGGCGCUUGCCUUUGAUGAGGACUACCUCAGCCUCCGCUCGGCCGCCAUCUUUGGCCGGCUGCUCUUUGACGGCGACAGGAUCACGAACACAACCACAGAUAUCCCCCCAAGCUCUCCUCCCAUCCUCCACGACGCCUGUCGCGAGCUGCACCCCCAGCGACGCGGCAUGUACACCUGCUGGGACACGCGCAAGAAUCACCGGCCGGCCAACUUUGGGUCUCGCAUCGACUUUGUCCUCUGCAGCCCCCGCCUGAUGCAGCUCCUCGUCAUCCAGGCCGACAUCCAGCCCCAGCUGCUCGGCUCCGACCACUGCCCCGUCUACGUCGUUUUGCGCGACAGCGUCGACGACAAUCGAAACGGCCAGGUCACCCACACCCUUCACACGCUCGACUACCUUAACCCACCUGGUCGCUUUUCCGGUGGGCAGCUCGCCAUGACCCCAGCACAGGACUUUGCGUUGCUGCAGAGACGCCAGCCGCAAUCGGCCCGCCGGAUGCCUCAGUUCGCCAACAGACAGCACAUUGGCAACCUGUUUCGUCGUGCCCCCGCGGCCGGCGAGACUGCUGCUGCUGGGCCCUCAUCCGAAGUUCGAAAACGGUGCGCUACAGAAGGCGAAACGGUGCGCGAAGCGACUGCAGCCACGGCAAGCCAGCCGGUCAAUCCGCGGCUGCCACCCCUGCUGCAGCCAGACCCUGUGGCCACUGUAAGCGAGGAAGAGACGGGUGGCCGGCACUCGGUGGCGUCUGAUAACGAGGCAGACGCAGUCGCAGCUGCUGAGAAGACCAACGACACUGGCAAGACGGAUGAGACCCACACCACUUCAGAGACAUUGUCUGUGCCAGACCCCGGUCACGAUAAUGCAGCUGCAUGCUUGCAGCACGCCACCACCUCUCACCCGCUGCGGCCUGCUGUCCUGAUCCCCACCAACAGCCUGCAGCAGGCUGGAAGUGGCCCUAAAGAGCCAAUCGAAGACGGCCGCCUCGCGCGUGCGUCCACGUCUACAUCCUCACCCUUGCCCACGCCCACACCCACGCCCUCUUCCUUUCUGCAGCUAGCACAGGCGCAAGCCAAAAAAGUAAAACCCGACAGUCUGUCAAAGAAACGAAGCGGCGCCCGAUCCCUGUCGCUCUCGUCGUCCUCUGCAACCUCUUCGCCUGCACCUGCGCCUGCCUCCUCGACCGUCUCUCCCUCGCGACCGGUCAAGAAGGCCAAGACCGGCAUCCAGACGUCCAUCAGCACCUUUCUACAGCCCCGACAGGGUCGUGGGGAGACAGCCCCGUUAGGCGCUAAGACUGGCAGCGAGAAGAAAGCCCAGAGCCAGACUGGCCCGACUGCUGCUGACAGUAGCAGGGUCCAGCCAUCUCCCGACGACCCACCAUUGUCGGCUGCAGACCUAGACGACAGGCCGGCAUUGGUACCAGAACCCGAACCUGCCCCAGGUAGCGAGAGUUUCUGGGCCGAGAUCAACGAUGGCGCCAUGGCUGGCUGGUCAGCACUGGGUCUAGGCCAGCGCCAGUCUCCCAUGUGCGAGCAUGGCGAGCCGUGUAAGAUCUUUGUCACACGCAAGCCGGGCGUCAACAGCGGCCGCUCCUUUUACAUGUGUGCCCGACCACCAGGACCGCUGGGGCGACGGGAAAAGGGCACCGCCUGGCAGUGCACCACUUUCUUCUGGUGUCGCGACUGGAAACCUGGCCGCAAAGAGAACGAGUGA
This is a messenger RNA of Grosmannia clavigera kw1407, 2388 nucleotides long. RefSeq names its product DNA lyase. The coding region runs from base 1 to 2388 and encodes 795 amino acids. Lineage: Eukaryota; Fungi; Ascomycota; Sordariomycetes; Ophiostomatales; Ophiostomataceae. Gene Ontology annotation, cellular component: nucleus. The record is from RefSeq and is a predicted model, not a curated record. The transcript has 5 exons. Gene Ontology annotation, molecular function: DNA-(apurinic or apyrimidinic site) endonuclease activity; double-stranded DNA 3'-5' DNA exonuclease activity; DNA binding. Gene Ontology annotation, biological process: base-excision repair.